ACAGUUCGUCUGAUGAUAAUCCCCACCUGUACGGAUGAGGGAUUAUACAGAUGUUCCGUUACAGUGCCAGGUGUGACCAACCCACCCACAGCACUGGUCAAUGUCACGCUGCUAGAAAACCCGGAAGUAUUUUCCUUGACACAGCUUGGCGAGUUCCGCUGCAUGGCAGCUCUGGGGAACCCUGCUGGACGUCUCCAAUGGGUGAUGGUCAGACGCAAAGGAAACAGACUAAGAAACAUCACCAUGGGGGGCAUGACAUCACAGCAGGAGAGUAGUAACUACUGCUACCCUGUCAGCAAGAGCAUCCUUCAUGUUGACGUCACAGGCAAUGACGAAAAAAUCAUUUGCAAGGUUACCAGGGGAACGACAACAUCGUCCCGCGAGUUGGCCAUUUCGGUGCCAUUCCCUGUCAGGAACGUCAAAAUUUUCAGCAACAUUGGAGGCAAAGAAAUGGCAUAUUGGGUAAAAGACAUGGCUGCGUACAGUGGAGAUGCUGUAAUUCUGAAUUGCUCCGCCAAGGGGCGCCCCGCACCAGACUAUACAUGGCGCCUAUGGCGGGAAAAUGCGUGGGUCACGAUGAACACAUCCGGGCGGUCAGCGCUUGUCAUUGAUGGCAUCUCGAAAAACACAUCGGGAAAAUACAGCUGUACCGCAGAAAACAGGGUGGGCGGAGCAGUCCACAGCCAUUCAAAAGAAAUAUAUUUAUCUGUAAAAGGAAGACUAGAAGAUGUGACACAUGCCACGCCUAAGACCAAGACAUCUCCACAUACCAUCAUUAUGAUCAUUAUAUUUGUUGGGGUUGUCGUUGUUGUCACCACUGUCGGCGUCUGUGUAUUAAUAUACUGCACCAUGAUCAAGCGGAGGGCGAAAAGAAGACGAAAACCAAUCAGCAGUGUAGAACUAGAAUAUCAGCCUGUCGUCAGAAGACCUUCUCGUCGCUUCUCCAGCGAUCUCGUGCCCCCAAGGGCUCGAGAUGAUUUUAGAAUAUGAUCUGUGGGACAGUUAGCAGUACAAGCUGCUUCGUGUUGUCAGUGGAACCGUCUUUGACCACCGGCUGUGCUGAAACUUUAAACAUUCCCAUGAGAUGAGAUCCCAUUCAGAUAACAUUACGUGUGACACGUGGCGAACGUUAACGACAUGGAACAUGCAUGUAUUUUCGUUGGAAACUAUGUGAUAGAAGUUUGUUCGUUAGUUUGAUGUUGUUUUUUUUUUAUCAUAUUUGCAUGGAUAAGUGUGAUAUAUUGUUAUCCUCCUAAACUUGGCCUUUGUUAUAGUGACGUAUAAUUACGAGACAAUGUAUACAGUUGGGACUGUGUUAAAGUGACGUAUAAUUACGAGACAAUGUAUACAGUUGGGACUGUGUUAAAGUGACGUAUAAUUACGAGACAAUGUAUACAGUUGGGACUGUGUUAAAGUGACGUAUAAUUACGAGACAGGUUAUACAGUUGGGACUUUCUUAAAGUGACGUAUAAAUACGAGACAAUGUAUACAGCUUGGACUUUGUUAAAGUGACGUAUAAAUACGAGACAAUGUAUACAGCUUGGACUUUGUUAAAGUGACGUAUAAUUACGAGACAUUGUAUGCAGUUGGGACUUUGUUGAAGUGACAUAUGCUAUCGCCGGCUAAUGUGACGCAUAUAUUACUGUCAGGGUAUGCAAUAGCAGACAAUCAUUGACGUUAGGCACAUUUGCUAUGUUAAUUUAACCAUGAUUUAUUGUACUAACGCUGUCAGAUUUUGUAGAGUCUGAGGGACAUUUUUAGAAAUAUGUUUUUUGUACUUUGUUCACGAACAGCUUAAUGGAGCACGAUGAAAAUCUUCCUCUGUUGCUUGUCUUCCACUUCUGCAUGCUGAAAGCAAAUACUUUCAAAUUACAUACAGCAUAUUUGUACAUUGAUAACUCUUUAGGCAAGUUCCUAAUAUUGAUUGCUAGCUGGCUAGAUUCAUGCCCAUUAUAUAGAAGUUUGCAUCACUCACCAAGCCUCACAUUUUCAUCAGUCCAUACACAUGCGUACUAGACGAGUUUUGUGAUUGUGCGAUCUAUAUGUGUAAAAGUUUUCCGUAUUACUGGUGGGUUUCAAGUAAGAAUGGCUCUGGAAUCGAGAUUGUAUCCAUUCAAGCCCAUGAAGAAUAUUUAUUACAAAUUUAUUAUCAACACCCAUGUUAAUUUUGCCAUAUCACAUGCACGUCCAGGAGAACAUUUGUGCGCGCGGACGCUACAUUCACGCAUUCACAUAUAUUCACACAGAACAUUGCUUUCACUCACUCACGCGGAACGCUACAUUCACACAGGACAUUAACCUCACGCAUUUACACAUUCACAUUACAUUCAUACCAGGACGCUACAUUCACACAAGAACGAAACAUUCACACAUUCACACAACAAUAAUACAUUCACACACUCACGCUG
This is a messenger RNA of Liolophura sinensis, 2408 nucleotides long. RefSeq names its product cell adhesion molecule 4-like. Gene Ontology annotation, biological process: homophilic cell-cell adhesion; heterophilic cell-cell adhesion. The transcript has 7 exons. Gene Ontology annotation, cellular component: adherens junction. Bases 13 to 990 code for a protein of 325 amino acids. The record is from RefSeq and is a predicted model, not a curated record. NCBI's taxonomy places the organism in Eukaryota, Metazoa, Mollusca, Polyplacophora, Chitonida, Chitonidae.